CGGGUCGCCGUGAGGAGGAGCAAACGUCGCCCUAGCAACGGACGGGGCUUGGAUCAAUGUGUAGCAGCAGAGUCCUUCUAAACUGAGUUGAAAUUAAACGAGAAACACAGAUUCCUCAUUUUUUGUUCACUAACUGAUACCGUUAUGGCCACAAGCAACCCGUCAGUGUUUCUUCUAACGGUGAAUGGUCAAAUUGAGGGAGCGAAUUUUCCAGAGUAUGACAACCUGUAUUGCAAAUACUGUUUUGUCUACGGACACGACUGGGCUCCCACCUCGGGGCUGGAGGAAGGCAUCACUCAAAUUACCUGUAAGGGCAGUCAGUCAUCACACAAAUUAAUAUGGAACUUCCCGCUGGAAACAACGUUUAAGAGCACAAACCCAUCUGGAUGGCCUCAGCUUGUGGUGAGUGUGUAUGGUCCAGAUGUGUUUGGCAAUGAUAUCGUCCGGGGUUAUGGAGCAACACACAUCCCCUUCACACCUGGACAGCAUACAAGAACCAUCCCCAUGUUUGUUCCUGAGCCCACAUGGAGACUUCAGAAAUUCACAAGCUGGCUGUUGGGACGACGGCCUGAGUACACAGACCCUAAAGUAGUGGCCCAGGGUGAAGGCAGAGAAGUGACACGGGUUCGUUCCCAAGGCUUUGUCACAGUCUCCUUUCACAUCAUGACUAAAGACAUGAAGAAGCUGGGAUAUGACACUGGCCCAUCAAGCCCCAGAAACACACAAUCUGCCACAUCUGGCUGGUCGACAGAAGAACAACCAUGACAUAUAAUAACAACAAAAACAAAAAUGCUUGGUCCUCACCAAAACAAAAGCACAACACUAAUAUAAAAUGAUGUUUACUUCCUCAGUUACUGUGGAAACCCACAAUGCAAUGCCACAGUCACUUCCGAAACAAAGUGGCAAGAACCCCCACACAUAGGCCCCAGUGUUUUAUAGUAAAAUGUGUAGAAAUGAAAUUUUCAAAUUUAAGCUGGCUUCAAAUAUUUGUAUUUGUGUUUUACUAUAUUUUUUACUUUUUUCUAAAUAAAUAUGGACUUCAAAUGUU
Molecule: messenger RNA, 1048 nt
Organism: Lates calcarifer (barramundi perch)
Lineage: Eukaryota; Metazoa; Chordata; Actinopteri; Centropomidae
Gene: b9d1
Product: B9 protein domain 1
Exons: 7
Coding region: 145-765 (206 amino acids)
Biological process (GO): cilium assembly
Cellular component (GO): MKS complex
Source: RefSeq, a predicted model, not a curated record